AUGGCAAAUACAUCUACACAGACCGACGCGAUGCGAACCACCCUCAAAGGUGCGCCGAGAAUGCAAUCAAUUCGCUUCCACGGACCGGGUGAUAUCCGUAUGGACGAAGUCGAUGAACCAGUCUGCGGCAAAGGCCAAGUUAAGGUUUGUCUUUACAUAUCAUUGAUACUGGAAAUAACGCUAACGGAGAAUAUCAAGAUGAGACCCGCUUACGUUGGCAUUUGCGGUAGCGAUCUACAUGAAUACACUAGUGGCCCAAUCUUGAUACCGGAAACUCCACAUAAAAUCACAGGCUGUACGCAACCAGCAACACUGGGCCACGAAUUCAGCGGUAUCAUCGAAGAAGUCGGCGAAGACGUCAAGAAUGUUUCACCCGGGCAACGUGCCGUAGUGCGUCCGACCAUUUUCGAUGGAUCAUGCGCUGCGUGUAAGGAAGGAAAUUACCAUUGCUGUGAAAAUAUUGGAUUCAUCGGACUGAGCGGCUAUGGUGGUGGCAUGGCUAAGAAAAUCGUCGCCCCAGCAGGUCACUUUUAUGCCCUCCCUGAUACCAUCUCCCUUGAGGCUGCUUCUCUCAUCGAGCCCCUCGCCGUAUCUUGGCACGCUGUCAACUUCUCCCCUUUCAAAAAGGACGACAAUGUCCUCAUCGUCGGUGGGGGCCCGAUAGGGCUUGGCAUUGUUCAGGUUUUGAAGCUGCAAGGCGCAGGACAGAUUAUGGUAGCCGAACCAAUGGAUAACCGCAAGAAAUUCUGCACGGAAUUCGGAGCAACAGCAAUCCUCGAUCCCAGUGAGGUGGAUGUCACGAAACGAGUUCGAGAGCUGACCAGCGGUGUCGGAGCAGAUGUGGUAUUUGAUACAGCUGGCGUGGAGAAAGCGCUCUUGGGGGCGAUCGCCGCUGUUCGCGUUCAGGGAACGAUUGUGAAUCUUGCUGUUUGGGAGGGAAAUCCUUCUCUGCCUGUCAACGAUUUGAUGUAUAAGGAGGUGCGGUAUAUGGGGGCGGCUUUGUAUGACGAGCAAUCUUUCUUGGAUGUGAUGCAGGCAUUGAGUGCGGGCGAUUUGCGACCUGAGAAAAUGAUCACGUCUAGGGUUCCGCUGCGCGAUGUGGUAGAUCAAGGCUUUCGGGCACUGCUUGAUCAUCGUGAUGAGCAUUGCAAGAUUAUUGUGGAUGUGCAAGAAGAGGGUUGA
Penicillium waksmanii is the source of this 1182-nucleotide messenger RNA. RefSeq lists its product as uncharacterized. The coding region runs from base 1 to 1182 and encodes 393 amino acids. The transcript has 4 exons. Gene Ontology annotation, biological process: butanediol biosynthetic process. The record is from RefSeq and is a predicted model, not a curated record. NCBI's taxonomy places the organism in Eukaryota, Fungi, Ascomycota, Eurotiomycetes, Eurotiales, Aspergillaceae. Gene Ontology annotation, molecular function: zinc ion binding; (R,R)-butanediol dehydrogenase activity. Gene Ontology annotation, cellular component: cytoplasm.